Molecule: messenger RNA, 1807 nt
Organism: Manihot esculenta (cassava)
Lineage: Eukaryota; Viridiplantae; Streptophyta; Magnoliopsida; Malpighiales; Euphorbiaceae
Exons: 4
Coding region: 1149-1613 (154 amino acids)
Biological process (GO): regulation of root meristem growth
Molecular function (GO): growth factor activity
Source: RefSeq, a predicted model, not a curated record
AAAUUUCAAACUAAUCCCACAUACACUGUUUCUGGGCAUGACCAGGCCAAAAUAAGCGGAAUAUAUCCCACAUGAGCAUGCAGAGUCCAAUCACCAGAUCAAGAUUUGACAUUUCUAUACUAUGUGAUGACAAACAAUCUUUGUUCACAAAUAGCUUAAUUUCCUUAUGCAUCUCAGCCUCCAUUAACUAUUCCAUCAGCUGCUAAAAACAGAAAGAUUUUUUCUUGCAUAUAUGAACAUGGUGAGACAGAUGCUAAAUAGAAAGAUUCCAAUGCCUUCAAACAAGAGGAAAAAAUGUGUAUUUUCUUGGCUCAGCUGGGAGCCAAUUGCCUCUAUGCCAAUGGGGUAUCCAAUGGAAAAACAGAUUCCAUUAUUUGUUUUUUCACAUUCUUUUUGCUUCUGUGCAUGUGUGUGUGUUUAAUUUGUGUUCUACUGAGCAGAUAAUCCAAGAAGUUCUCUACCGCUAACUUAGAGAAAAUCACUACGAUUAAUGCCCAACAAGCCUCUUGACCUAAUAAUUAAUUAGCAUUCAAACCAAAAAAAUCGCUGCAAUUUUCCUUUGCAAAUGCUUGGUUGCAUAUAGGCACAAAUAUCCACAUUUCUCUAUGAAAUAUUAAUCUAGUGGCAUGCCUCAUGGUUCAAUAACACAUUAGACCACGUUCAAACUUUUGAAAACAUCGUUCAUAAUUAAUUUUUAUAUUUAUAUUUUUUGAACAUUUGAGUUUUCCCAGUUCUGCAUGUAGUGUCGGGAAGUAAUAUUUAUUUUAAUGCAGGACAGGAAGCUAGGUGUCGGAACCCUAGGUUUGACUUGGGUUUCAAACACUCUAUAAAACCCACUUUAUGUUUCUGCUAGUCUCCUCUCUUUUUGCAGUUGAUGAAACACAGCCAAGAAAAGAAAUAAUCAUAAAAAAAUGGCUAUAAGAUUAGCACUUGGGCUUCUCUUCAUUGUGAAUGUCCUUAGAGAUUGUUCUUAUGCACAUGCUCAUCAGCAAGACUGGGAAAUGGAUAAAGAUAAGCUUGUUGUGCCUGAAGAUACUGUAUCUGCUAUGAAGGUAUUGUUUUCAUGCUAUACCGAAGCUUUCUUGAUUCUCUUAUGGCGUAAUUAAGUUUUGCUACUUUUUUUGUUGGGUACUGAUCAAUUGAGCAAAAUGCAGGAACUUGUUGCCAGCUGCACAAGGAAGCUUGGAGGAAGGAAAAUGGGAGCUCAUGAAGUCCUGAUGAGGAGAAAAUUUAAGAAAGAUACUUCAGGAGAACAGAAUCAUGCUUCAGUAGUCAAGUCUCUUCAAGGAUCACAAGCCCAGUAUUUGAAUUUGAAUGAGCUGCAGAAUGUGAACAAUUUGAAGCCAAAGACACAAAAGUCAGACAACUGGAACACCAAUCCCAAGCACUUUCAUCAAGAAUCCAAGAAAUUGCUGACCAAAGCCAGCUUGGAAAAUCUUUCACUACCUGACAAGCAACUCUCUCAUCAAACUCAAGCAAUAGCUCCAAAAGGUGAAACGCAGAGGCUUCUCGAGGCAACUAAAGAGAUAGUGAACCUGAUGACGAAAGAUUACAGGGGAAUGGAUAGGCCUCGCCGCAAGCCACCAAUCAACAAUCAUGUGCCUAUUCAUUGAGAUAUUAGGAGUGUAUCUUAAACCCUAGCUAGGUAUAUGGGUUUUUUGGCUCACAAUUUUGCUCGCCUAAUAGGAAGUGAAGUCCCUGAACCCACGUAGGAGAUACCACUAUUUUGACAAUAGCAAGCAUAGGAAAUUAAAAGGAAAUGUUUUUUUUUUCUUAGCCUGACAAUAUAUAUAUUUUUGUUUUUCCC